Molecule: messenger RNA, 2664 nt
Organism: Ixodes scapularis (black-legged tick)
Lineage: Eukaryota; Metazoa; Arthropoda; Arachnida; Ixodida; Ixodidae
Product: probable RNA-directed DNA polymerase from transposon BS
Exons: 1
Coding region: 1-2664 (887 amino acids)
Molecular function (GO): catalytic activity
Source: RefSeq, a predicted model, not a curated record
AUGUGUGUUACGGAAACCUGGUUACACGAUGGCAUUCUUGAUUGCGAAUUUACACCUCCUAAUUACAACGUGGUACGAUGCGAUAGGUCUUCUAGAGGUGGUGGUGUCGCGCUUUUUUUUAAAUCUGGUAUUAGCUUUUCGGUUCUUCCCUGUUUACCUAACACAGAGUCUUUAUGGUGUAAGGUGCAGCUUGAUAAGUUCGUUCUUGUUAUCGGAGCGGUUUAUCGCGCUCCUAGUUCGGGCCUGCAAACGAUCUUUGAUAUAUAUGACUACAUUCACAAAUACAAUCUGGCGAAUUUCAAGCUUAUCUUGCUGGGCGAUUUUAAUGCACCAGAUAUAAACUGGGAAACGCUAGUGGUUGGCUGUCGCGACAGGGCCAUUUGUGAUGCUCUAGUAGAUAUAGCUGUGUCAUUCGACCUAGAUCAGGUUGUCAAAACGUGCACCAGAGAUAAUUCUGUUCUUGAUCUUGUUUUUCUAACCCAUAGUAUCGCAAACCUAGGCUAUGACUGCGAGGUGGUCGAGGGAAUUUCUGAUCACAAAGCUGUCCUUGUCAGCCUUAACAUUCGUGUCAAGCGUUCGAACCCUGAAUUCGUCACGUUCCUUGAUUUCAACAGAGCUGACGAUGUGUCAAUUAUUGAUGAACUUAGUUUUUAUUUUGAUGAUUUUUGUGCCAUAAGUCUAGACGCUGAUGUCAAUACGUUGCUUAGAUAUUUCAACUCCCUUAUAGAAAAAUGCAUCAACAAAUUUGUACCUGUUACUAGAAAGAAAAAGAACCCUGCGCACCCCUGGAUUACGAGAGAGGUGCUGCAGUUGAUGCGGCAAACGAAGAGGAGACGUCGUUCAACGAAAGAUAACACAGAAUCAGUUGUUCAUACCUCGUUUGAAUAUCUGAAAACAACCUUGAAAGAAAAGAUGUUAACAGCUAAAACCAAAUAUUUUAAUGUAACUUUGUCUGAAUUUAUGAAAUCAAAUCCUGCCAAAUUUUGGAGAUCUAUUAUUCCAAGAUGUAGUGUAUCACAGAGUUUUACUAUUGAAGGUGAAUCUGUAAGUGAGCCGACAAAGAUAGCGAACUGUUUCAAUGAUUAUUUUAAAUCUGUAUUCAGUCGUGACAACGGCAAUGAUUCAGAGUUUUUCUUUGAAGGUAUAUACCCAGCUUUAUCUGAUUUAGAGAUUAGUGUUUCUGGUGUCCUCAAUCUACUAAUGAAACUUGACUGUAAGAAAAGCCCUGGCCCUGAUGGAAUUCCAAAUUCUUUUCUUCGCCGUUAUUCACUUUGGAGUUCAAAAUACCUAUCUGUCAUUUUCAAAAAAUCUAUUUCUACUGCAACAGUGCCUCAGUCAUGGAAGUCGGCUAAAAUUAUCCCCUUGUUCAAGUCAGGCAACAAACAGGUGGUCACAAACUACAGACCCAUUUCGCUCACAUCGUCUUCAUGCAAACUUUUGGAACAUAUUGUCUAUAAACAGAUAUCUGAGUACCUCGAGACUAAUUUUAUUCUUUGCCCUCAACAGCAUGGUUUUCGUCGUGGUUACUCCACCUCAACCCAACUUCUUGAAUUCACUCACGACAUAGCUUUAGCUUUAGAUAAAAGAGUACAACUUGAUGCCAUCUUUGUAGAUUAUUCUAAGGCUUUUGAUAAGGUACCACAUCAUAAGCUUCUUCAGAAAUUACAAGCGAUAUUAAAUAAUACGUCAUUAGUUAAUUGGAUCGAAGAUUACCUAAAAAAUAGAUCACAGUUUGUUUCAUACAGGGAUGUUCAUUCUAGCAAUGUCUCAGUUAGUUCCGGUGUCCCACAGGGAUCAGUUUUAGGUCCUCUUUUGUUUUUACUUUAUAUUAAUGACGUUGCAAAUGGUCUUCAAGUUAAAAUUCGCCUCUAUGCAGAUGAUUGCGUUUUGUACAACGAAAUCAACUCGGUAGAUGACCAUGCCUUACUAAAUGACUCUCUUGAACAGUUUUUGAAUUGGAGUAAAAAGUGGCAGAUGGAAAUUAAUUUUGAGAAAUCUGUAGUUAUGUCAUUUACUAAUAAGAAGGAACCGUCUGUUUUUAGCUAUGGUACUCGUAAUAUAAUUCUGCGUCAAGUUCACGAAUACAAGUAUUUGGGUAUUUUUUUCACGCCUAGUCUCAAAUGGGAUAAGCACAUCAGUUCUAUUUGUUCUCGUGCUCUGCAAAGGCUAGGAUACGUCAAGAGAACUUUAAAAUCUUCAACUAGGGAAGUUAAAAUAACGGCGUACAAGACCUUGAUUAGACCUAUCUUAGAGUACGGUUGUGUGGUGUGGGAUCCCUAUCUAAAAGGUGAUAUAAAGCAGAUUGACGCAAUACAAUCAAAGGCAGCUAGAUUUAUUUGUAAUAGAUAUGACCGCAAUUUUUCUCCUACAUCUGCCAUGACUGACAUAAGACUUACGCCUCUUGAUUCUAGACGCGCUGUAGAACGGCUCAAGCUCCUGCAUAAAAUAGUGAAUAAUAACUGUACACUUAAUCGAGAAAAAUAUGUUAGUUUUGUUACUGAAUCACGCACUAGAAGCUUCCAUCCAUUAAAUCUUGUACCAUACAGAGCCCACCUUAACUGUUUUAAAUAUUCUUUUUUUCCUAGAACGAUAGAAAACUGGAAUAACAUAAAUGGAUCCAUUCGUUGUCUCGAUUUUGAUAAGUUUGUGUUAGAAAUACAGUAG